AUGAUUAGAAAAUGGCAAACAUUAAUCGAAUGCAGAGUUGAUUGCAAAACUUUAGACGGAUACAUUAUUAGAGUUUUUAAUAUUGACUUCACAAAAAAAACUACUAGCUACAAUUCGUCAUCUUUAACUACUUAUUCUAAACUAUCUCAAGUAAGAGCUAUUAGAAAAAAAAUUAAUACUUCUAUUACUAAUGAAUUGUAAAAACUAAUAUUUCUGAAUUCUGAAUUGACUAAAAAAUUAAUUUCUGAUGAUUACUUACAUGUUAUGGAAAAACAAAAUCAAAAUUAUUUCCACUCUUGGAGAUAUUACUAUUAAAAAAGUCAAAUUAUUUUUAAAAAAGCUGCUUAAUUGUAUACUCAUGAUAAAAAAGGAGAUAAAGCUACAGAAAGAUAUGGUACUCCCAAAGAUCCUCAUGCUAAGAAUUUAAUAAAAAAAUUAUAAUUAAUGUCAUAAUCAUAUUUUCCUUGGGAAUAAAAUAAAUAAAAUAAACUCUUAAAAAAAAGUGAAGUUGGUAAAGGUAAACAAUCAACAUAUAAUUUGCCACCAAUUACUCAUACUUACGGAAAACCUCCUCGUAGAGAUAGUGAAAAUGCAAAAGAUGUUACAAUGUCCUGGCAAUAUCAUUAAUAAACUAAAGAUUAAGAACCCCCGAGAGACUUUAUAAGGUUAAACAAAAAUUGUGUUAAGGAAAGUUUUAUUUCUCCUAAAGAUAUUAAAGAAUAUAGAUAAUAACAUUAAGAAAUUAAAAAAAUUAUAAACAAAGGAAAAAAAGGAGUAGAAUUGUUUCUACCUUCAGAUGAUUUUAGAUAUGGAAUAAAAAAUAAACCGUCAACACCGAUGAAUUAAAUUAUUGAAUUACAUUAUGCAAGUUAAUAAGAAUAAUAGAUUCAUGAAUUUUAUAAAAAAUAAUAUGAUGAAAAAGUUUAAAAAAAAAAAAAUCGUAACUAUAAUUCAAGCUAAAUAAGAGGAUCUGUAGAACUAAAAGUAAAUAAAAAUGUAGAAAUUAAUAAUUCUGUAGAGAACUUUAAACUUGAAAGAUUCAAAAAUAUUCAACCUAAAAUAAAUUCUAGACCCGAAAAUUUAUUAUCACAUAAUAAACAUUAAAAAGAUAAAAAACCAAUAGUAAUAUUCAUAUUAGGAGGUCCUGGAUGCGGAAAAGGAACAUAAUGCGAAAAAAUAGUUUAAAAUUAUAAUUUUGUGCAUUUAUCAGCAGGUGAUUUGUUAAGAGAAGAAAUGGAAACAGGAAGUAAAAAUGCAAAACUAAUAGAUAGCUAUAUAAAGGAAGGGAAAAUAGUUCCAAAAGAAAUUAUUGUUAAUUUAAUUAAAUAAGCUAUGGAAAAACAUGGAUGGGAAAAAAACAAAUAUUUAAUAGAUGGAUAUCCUAGAAGUUAAGAUAAUGUUGAUGGAUGGAAUGCUAUAAUGGGGGAUAUUGUAGAUUUUAAAUUUAUUCUUUUCUUUGAUUGCAGUGAAGAGACUAUGGCUAAAAGAGUCAUGAAAAGAGCAUAAGGUUCAGGAAGAAGUGAUGACAAUAUUGAAUCUUUAAAGAAAAGAUUUAAAACUUAUUAAGAAUCAACUAAACCUAUCGUUGAUAUGUAUAAAAAAUUAAAUAAAAUUAUCAUUGCUAACGCAGAAGGAAGUCCUGAUUAAGUUUAUUCGUAAAUAAAACCUGUUUUUGAAAGAGAAUUUGGUUCUAUAAAAAAACCUUAAAUAGUAUUUGUUUUAGGAGGUCCUGGAUGCGGAAAAGGAACUUAAUGCGAAAAAAUAGUUUAAAAUUAUAAUUUUGUGCAUUUAUCAGCAGGCGAUUUGUUAAGAGAAGAAAUGGAAACAGGAAGUAAAAAUGCAAAACUAAUAGAUAGCUAUAUAAAGGAAGGGAAAAUAGUUCCAAAAGAAAUUAUUGUUAAUUUAAUUAAAUAAGCUAUGGAAAAACAUGGAUGGGAAAAAAACAAAUAUUUAAUAGAUGGAUAUCCUAGAAGUUAAGAUAAUGUUGAUGGAUGGAAUGCUAUAAUGGGGGAUAUUGUAGAUUUUAAAUUUAUUCUUUUCUUUGAUUGCAGUGAAGAGACUAUGGCUAAAAGAGUCAUGAAAAGAGCAUAAGGUUCAGGAAGAAGUGAUGACAAUAUUGAAUCUUUAAAGAAAAGAUUUAAAACUUAUUAAGAAUCAACUAAACCUAUUAUAGAAUUUUAUAGAAAACAAAAUAAAGUUAUUAUGGUUGAUGCUGAAUGUCCACCUGAUUAAGUUUUUAAAUAUAUUUAACCUAUUUUUGAAUAAAUUUGA
Ichthyophthirius multifiliis is the source of this 2271-nucleotide messenger RNA. RefSeq lists its product as hypothetical. Gene Ontology annotation, molecular function: ATP binding; UMP kinase activity; structural constituent of ribosome. Gene Ontology annotation, cellular component: ribosome; nucleus; cytoplasm. The transcript has 10 exons. The record is from RefSeq and is a predicted model, not a curated record. Gene Ontology annotation, biological process: UDP biosynthetic process; translation; 'de novo' pyrimidine nucleobase biosynthetic process. Lineage: Eukaryota; Ciliophora; Oligohymenophorea; Hymenostomatida.